AACUUUCCGUACGGUAUUUCAUUAGUAGUACUUUAAACUCAAAUUUAGGGUGCUGUUCAUCAACUAAAUAUAUUCAGCACUUUUUGCAAAAAUUUAGUCGAUCAUUUCUAGAGUGCAAAGUUAGAAGUUAUGGAUAUGGAAGUUACGGAAAUAAAAAGACCAAAUAGUUUUUCAAACAAGAGUGGUAAACGGCCACAAGUUUCAAAAAGAUAUAGCCGAGAACGAUGCUACAGCUUUGGCUCUCGACCUUCGAUUGAAAAACUAAGAGAUAAUUUCGUGGAUCAACCAAAAAUGUCGUUUAGGGUGGUUCGUAGUUCAAAAUUUCGCCACGUUUACGGGCAGGCGUUAAAAAGGGAACAGUGUUACGAUAAUAUAAGAGUGUCAAAGAGUUCCUGGGACUCUACGUUUUGUGCUGUAAAUCCCAAGUUUUUGGCCAUCAUCGUAGAGUCAGCUGGUGGAGGUGCCUUCAUAGUUCUACCUCACAAUAAGGUGGGCCGCAUCCCGGCUGAUCAUCCACUAGUGGGCGGACACAAGGGCCCGGUGCUGGACAUCGCAUGGUGCCCACACAAUGACAACGUCAUCGCUAGCGGCUCUGAAGACUGUGUCGUAAAGGUAUGGCAAAUCCCUGAUGGUGGAAUAUCAAGAACGUUAACGGAACCAGUAGUAGAUCUCGUGUACCACCAGCGUCGAGUCGGCCUCGUAUUAUGGCAUCCCAUCGCUCAGAACGUCCUACUCACCGCUGGAUCAGACAACCAGAUUGCGAUAUGGAAUGUUGGUACUGGGGAGGUGCUACUCAGUUUGGACUGUCACCCGGACCUCAUUUAUUCAGCUUGCUGGAACUGGACAGGGUCGAAGCUAGUUACAACGUGCCGUGAUAAGAAGAUCAGGAUAAUAGACCCAAGAAAGGGCGAGGUAGAGUCGGAAGCGAUAGCCCACGAGGGCAGCAAAGCCUCCAGAGCUAUAUUCUUAAAACAUGGCCUUGUGUUCACGACUGGUUUCAGCCGAAUGUCGGAGCGUCAAUACACACUUCGUACCCCGGAUGCGCUCAAUGAGCCCAUAGUGACUGUGGAGAUUGAUACCAGCAAUGGAGUCAUGUUUCCACUAUAUGACCCUGACACUAACCUCAUCUAUUUGUGUGGAAAAGGAGAUUCUGUUAUCAGAUACUUUGAGGUGACACCGGAACCACCCUUCGUACAUUACAUCAAUACGUUCCAAACGCCAGAUCCCCAAAGAGGUAUCGGUAUGAUGCCCAAACGUGGAUGUGAUGUCGCUACCUGCGAAAUUGCUAAGUUCUACCGGCUCAAUAAUUCCGGGCUCUGUCAGGUGGUAUCGAUGACGGUGCCUCGAAAAUCGGAGCUGUUCCAAGAAGACCUCUAUCCCGACACGUUGUCUGACGAAGCCAGCCUCACGGCUGACGAGUGGCUCUCAGGAGAAGAUGCAGAGCCCUGUACCAUGUCUUUGAAGGAACGAGCGCUUGUCGUCCAGGGAGGAUACGUGAGUGGCCGAGCACAACAGCUAACUGUUACUAAAAGAACCAACGCCCUUGCCACCGGAAAGGACAGAGAGAAGGAAAAAGAAAGAGAAAGGGAGAGGAGAAGAGAUGAAGAAGACAAGGAUAAUAGAUCACCGACACCGCGAGUGGAUAGUCACGCUGGUACGCCUGCGUCUGCUACGCCGCCACCUACGAAUCCUCUUGUUGAAAAGCAACUAUCCGACUUAGCCGACGAGAUACGUAAACUCAAAUCGGUGGUCGUAAAGCAGGAAAACCGUAUUCGCGCGCUGGAAGCGACGGUAAAAUCUUUAAUACCACCCAUACCUUCACCUGCCCCUGAUCAGCCAGACCACAAUCACGAAGAGAAUAUGGCGCCCGAUGAAGUGUGAGUGACGCAGGUUAAACGUACGUGUCAACUCUGACAGAUGUCAGUUGUCAACACGCAACAUUUGACAAGCUGUAUUUCAAGACGCGAUUUUAUAGACUAAGCACUAGAUAAUCCAAAAUCUUAUGAUAUUAAAAUACCGUGCCUUUGUGACUAAGAGUUUUUAGGAAUUUGUAUUAAGUUUUGACAUAAUUAGAUUAUUUAGUUGGCUUUCCAACAUCGCGUCUUGAGAUAUCAUAAUUUUAUUGUAAGUAAAUAAAGGAGGGAUUUGUAUUAAAUGUAUCAAAUCUCAUUAAUGUGGCGCUAACUUGGUCGCUAAUUGUGAAUUAAGUAAUAAAAUAUUCUAAAUGAAUGUAAACACAAUGUGGAUCAGUUGAUCAUUUAUGGUUUUUUGAGUGCGAAAAGCAUAGUGCAUUCAAAAAUUCUGAAUCGAAAUUUUUACGACACAGAUUAUUGAUUACUAUAGUAUAUUUAAUGUUGCUGUUCGCGUCAUUUUAUUAACAAUUUAUUUGUGUAAAUCUUUUCUAAUGAUUUCUAAAAUGUUUUAUAGUUAAGUUUCAAACGAGUUAUGGUAAAGCUUUAUUUCUUCGCAAAAACCUUCAAUAAUAAAACUACCACGAUGGAAACAAAUAGAAGAUACACUAUUGAAAUAUUUUUAAUUGCUUAGUCUUUUUAUAAUGCUUUGUAAUCAAUAUUAAUAAAUUUAUUCAAAUUUAUAGGAUAUAAGUUAAAAGAUGUUUAAUGUGCCUUAAUAUGUUAAUUUUUCAGUCACAAAAAUUAGGAAACAAUGAAAUAUACAUUUUCUGCCACUUACCCUUAGGCAACACUAAUAAAUAAAGUAAUAAAAAUUAUUAAAUAUACUUUUUACCGUCAUCGGUUUUUUGACAGCUAGUCAUGUCAUUUUGACACAUGACACGUUAAUGUUGAUGGGUGACCAUCUAAGAUUAAAUUCGACUAAUGAAAACCGUUAUAAUAUAUGAUCACCCAUUUGUGUUGUCACUGACGACAGCAUAGUAUUAUAGUCUAAAUUAAUUAGUAUUAUAACUGAUUAUUUUUUUUACUUUUAAGAUGGCGUAAUUUAGAUGUUCUAUUUUAAGAUCAUGACAAGGCAAAGUAUGGUAUAGAUUAUAUGAAAUGCUUGUUUUUAAGUAUAAGGUUAUUAUUUGUGUAAAUUAUUAUAUGUCGUACCUCGUAUGUGAAGCUUCAGUUUUCAAUUAUAUUUUUUUGUAUUAUUUUGUUUUUAUAGCUUUUUAAUUGUGUAAACGCAGGAAUUAUCGAGCUUUGUGUACUUAUUGUAAAUUAUAUAAUUGCUUAUUGUGCCCGAACGUAUGAUUGCAGGGUCAUAAUUACCUGUUCUCCCCUUGCAUUAUAAGCCCAUUUUAGCAUAUUAAACUCUUGCUAGGGAGAGAUAGCUAGUAUUUUCGUAGCUGAGGUAUACAUUUACAGUUAAUCCACUGGAAUUUAUGAAUUGUGCCAAAUGAUUAAAUGCUUAUUAUCGAAUUAAUGGGGCUUAUCGCUUUUUAUAAUAACUACUUUCCUGAGAAUGUGUAAAUAAGAACCGAUUUAUAGAAAAAUACUAAGAUUUAAAAUGAAAAUAGUAAAAUAAAACGCACAAUAAAAAAUAAAUAUUUAAUAUGAGGUGCCAAAAGAUGUUGAACUAUUCCUCUAUUUUAAAAAUCGUCUAAGUUGAAUAAGGGUGCAUAAGCCUUAGGGUUGCCAGUAUUUUAGGUCUUCCCCCACGUUAAUAAUAUCUGAUUGUAAAAUAAUAUUAAGUCAUGUAAAUACAAUCCUACGCCGAUUUUAAUACUUUUUAAAAUGUUUAAUUAUAUAUUUCCUCAUAAUGUAAGUAUUUAAAAAAAAUUAAUGUUUUAUAGUUAUGACCUUAUUCAAUGUUCUUGAUUCAUUGUUGUUUUCUAAAAUGUGGACCAUUGACAUUUUUUAUUGUACUGGCCACUUUAUGUUGGCUAAUUGAAUGUAUCUAUUGACAGUAUGUGAAGACAUUUUACAUAGUAUGAGAAGAGCUAAGUUUAAAAUCCAAUUAGCCUUUAUAAGGGCCACAUAAGCAUUUGUUAAAUGGCAAUACUGGUGCUAAUUGUUAUUGACGUGCUAUUAAUUUUCAACGUAAUGUUUCUGUAUUAUUGUGGAUUAUUAUCUAUGAACUUUGUAUUGCCAUUUUUUAAUUACUUUGUUUUAUUAUUGCUUUUUACCAGAAAGAAAUGUUAAAAUUAUUAUAGUGUAAAUGAUAGCAUUAUAUUAAUACAUUUAAAUAUGUCAGACCAAUUCGAAAUGAUGUGCCUUGUUGGUUUAGGUAAAUACUCAAAAUGUUGCAGUUAUGUAAGUUGAGCUGAAAUAAAUGUCUAUUUUACUAUUUUCA
Molecule: messenger RNA, 4251 nt
Organism: Pieris napi
Lineage: Eukaryota; Metazoa; Arthropoda; Insecta; Lepidoptera; Pieridae
Gene: coro
Product: coronin-6
Exons: 13
Coding region: 130-1881 (583 amino acids)
Biological process (GO): actin filament organization
Molecular function (GO): actin filament binding
Source: RefSeq, a predicted model, not a curated record